ACGAAGAUACUUGAAAUUAGGAAUUGAUGGGACGUUUGACUGAGUGGGAGAAACCGGUUCCUCGUUAUCCAGUUAUUGACCGGAACCCUUCUCCCGGUAAAGUAUGGAGAAGUUUCGACCUCUCUGAAUACGGCAGAAUCGUUUUGCUCACUUCUAUUGGGUGUAUUGUUGGUUUGACGUCAGCUACAAGAACAACAAGGACAAGUAGUGUAUUCAUGGGAGGACUUUCCGGUUUAUGGGGUUCUACAACUUGGGCGUAUAUGUCCACUCGAAACAAACUGAGAGGAAUGAAAGAUAACGGUCUCGGUCGGAUUCCUAUUGAAACUGCACAUCGCCAGAUGCGUGAAUAGCACUGUGCUUAAAAGGACUAAUC
Messenger RNA from Galdieria sulphuraria, 373 nucleotides. RefSeq lists its product as uncharacterized. Lineage: Eukaryota; Rhodophyta; Bangiophyceae; Galdieriales; Galdieriaceae. The coding region runs from base 27 to 350 and encodes 107 amino acids. The transcript is spliced from 2 exons. The record is from RefSeq and is a predicted model, not a curated record.